AUGGCUAGCACCUCGAAAACACCCACGAUAAUCGACCUCAAAACCUCCUUUCUCCGCAGCCAAAUACUUGGCCUCUCCGCCCCUCUAAAACCCUCCCAAGACUUCCUCUCCUCCAACAUCUCAGACGAAGAAAACGCCUUGCGUCAAAAGAGUAUCGAUGAAGCUCUGCUCAAACUCAAUACCCUAUUGAAAAAUCAUAACAAAACUGCUUAUAGCCCGCAGGCAUUGCGACAUGUUGCCGAACAGGUCGAUCGGCUGUAUUGGAAUGCCGGUGAGCGGGGUGUGAAUGGAGGGGUUUUGGUAGAGGGAGAGGAGUGGGCGGAGAGAGGUGUCGAUUUUCGAAAUGAACGAAUUAUUGAGAAAUUACCGGAUUUCUGGAGUGAAGAAGCAGAAGAGAGGGCUCCUGAGAAAGCAGAGAGGUACAAGGAACUACAGCGGAGACUGGUGGAGGCGAACGAGAAGCGCAAGCUUGUUAGGGAGAGAGUAACACAUUACAAGGCUCUGAAAGAGCUAUUGGUGCCAUUUGAGGAGCCGACUGAAAAUAUACAGGGGAAUUUAGUGGUUAAGGAUGGGGAAAUUGAGAGGGAAUUAGAGAGGAUGAAGUUGUUGCUCCUAAGGGUUCAAAGGGGAUGUAGUGGGCUGGAGCAGAAGCAGGAUUUAGAUGGAGAUGGUGAAGAGAUGGACGUUGAUGUGGACUUGGAAGGGAAGAGGCGGCUGUUGCGUAUACUAGGUGGGGAGUAA
Messenger RNA from Venustampulla echinocandica, 741 nucleotides. RefSeq lists its product as uncharacterized. The record is from RefSeq and is a predicted model, not a curated record. Gene Ontology annotation, cellular component: Mis6-Sim4 complex. Lineage: Eukaryota; Fungi; Ascomycota; Leotiomycetes; Helotiales; Pleuroascaceae. The coding region runs from base 1 to 741 and encodes 246 amino acids. The transcript is spliced from 2 exons.